This is a messenger RNA of Echinops telfairi (small Madagascar hedgehog), 3154 nucleotides long. RefSeq names its product kelch like family member 12 (gene KLHL12). Bases 55 to 1749 code for a protein of 564 amino acids. Gene Ontology annotation, molecular function: protein binding. The record is from RefSeq and is a predicted model, not a curated record. The transcript has 11 exons. Lineage: Eukaryota; Metazoa; Chordata; Mammalia; Afrosoricida; Tenrecidae.
CAGGAUCCAACGACUCCCUUUCUCCUUUCUCCAUCUUGCUUACUGGGAGACAUUAUGGCCCCCAAAGACAUAAUGACCAACACUCAUGCUAAAUCCAUCCUCAAUUCAAUGAACUCCCUCCGCAAGAGCAACACCCUCUGCGACGUGACACUGAGAGUAGAGCAGAAAGACUUCCCUGCGCACCGCAUUGUGCUGGCUGCCUGCAGCGAUUACUUUUGCGCCAUGUUCACUAGUGAGCUUUCUGAGAAGGGGAAACCUUAUGUUGAUAUCCAAGGUUUAACUGCUUCUACCAUGGAAAUUCUACUGGACUUUGUGUACACAGAAACAGUACAUGUGACAGUGGAGAAUGUGCAAGAACUGCUCCCUGCGGCCUGUCUGCUUCAACUGAAAGGUGUGAAACAAGCCUGCUGUGAGUUCUUAGAAAGUCAGUUGGACCCUUCGAAUUGCCUGGGUAUCAGGGAUUUUGCCGAAACUCACAACUGUGUUGACCUGAUGCAAGCUGCUGAGGUCUUUAGCCAGAAGCAUUUCCCGGAAGUGGUGCAGCAUGAAGAAUUCAUUCUUCUAAGUCAAGGAGAAGUGGAAAAGCUAAUCAAGUGUGAUGAAAUUCAGGUGGACUCUGAAGAGCCUGUCUUUGAGGCUGUCAUCAACUGGGUGAAGCAUGCCAAGAAGGAGCGAGAAGAAUCCCUGCCUGACCUGCUCCAGUAUGUCCGGAUGCCCCUGCUGACCCCUAGAUACAUCACGGAUGUUAUAGAUGCUGAGCCUUUCAUCCGCUGUAGUUUACAAUGCAGGGACCUAGUUGAUGAAGCAAAGAAGUUUCAUCUGCGGCCCGAGUUGCGAAGUCAGAUGCAGGGACCCAGGACAAGGGCUCGUUUAGGAGCCAAUGAAGUGCUUCUGGUGGUCGGGGGCUUCGGAAGCCAGCAAUCUCCCAUCGAUGUGGUGGAAAAAUACGACCCAAAGACUCAGGAGUGGAGCUUUUUGCCAAGCAUCACUCGUAAGAGACGUUAUGUGGCCUCAGUCUCCCUGCAUGACCGGAUCUACGUCAUCGGUGGUUAUGAUGGACGUUCCCGCCUCAGUUCAGUGGAAUGUCUAGACUACACAGCAGAUGAAGAUGGGGUCUGGUAUUCAGUGGCUCCUAUGAAUGUGCGACGGGGCCUUGCUGGAGCCACUACCCUGGGAGAUAUGAUCUAUGUCUCUGGAGGCUUUGAUGGAAGCAGGCGUCAUACCAGUAUGGAGCGAUAUGACCCCAACAUUGAUCAGUGGAGCAUGCUGGGAGAUAUGCAGACAGCCCGGGAAGGCGCUGGACUGGUGGUGGCCAGUGGGGUGAUCUACUGUCUUGGAGGAUAUGAUGGCUUGAAUAUCUUAAAUUCUGUUGAGAAAUAUGAUCCUCAUACAGGACACUGGACUAACGUCACGCCGAUGGCCACCAAGCGCUCUGGUGCAGGAGUAGCCCUUCUAAAUGACCAUAUUUAUGUGAUGGGGGGAUUUGAUGGUACAGCCCACCUCUCUUCUGUUGAAGCAUACAACAUUCGCACGGAUUCCUGGACAACUGUCACCAGUAUGACCACCCCACGAUGCUAUGUAGGGGCCACAGUGCUGCGGGGGAGACUCUAUGCAAUUGCAGGAUAUGAUGGGAAUUCCCUACUGAGUAGCAUUGAGUGCUAUGACCCUAUCGUCGACAGUUGGGAAGUCGUGACAUCCAUGGGAACCCAGCGCUGUGAUGCUGGGGUGUGUGUUCUCCGAGAGAAGUGACCAUUGGAGCAUCAUCCAGAGCUAGUGACCAGUCCCAGGGGCAGUGUGAGGGACAAUGGCGGAUCCUUUCCAGAAUGUCUAUUUCUCACUUGUGUGCACAGGGCAAUUACAAGCACCGGUGCAAUAAUGGCUGUACUUAUUUGACCCCACUCCCCUGCGCCAUGGCACUUUCCCCGGAGAAGGGUGGCUACAGACACGCAAGGAAAGACAGUGCACGUUGAACGGAUGUGGAGACUCCGGACAGCUCUCCGUCAUGGUCUGGGGAGCACUUUCCCUUUCCGUGUGCUUGGGAGACUAUCUACAUGUUGUGCCUCGUGUGUUGCAGAGAGGUCAGGUGACUCUGACCUACUCAACUGGACGGAUACCAACGUGAACUAAGCUUAGGACACGCUCUUUAAGACUUUUUUUAUCCCCUCUGGGAACAAACAUCUUCUGUAGUCCACAGGUAGCUAAGGGCACCACACUUCCCUUCUGGAGGAGAACAAAGGGGGCAUCUCCUAUUAAAACUUUGGGUGUUGUGAGGAGAGGUUCAUCUGGCACUCACUAAGGGGACAGGGUUAGUAUCUGAAGUUAGAGAGGAAGUGAACUGGGAGUGAACCAAGAACACCACUGACUAUCACCUGGGAGACUGAGAAGGGUGUUUUAUUAGAAGGAUCUCCUCUUUCCCCAAGGUUUUUCCAAAGUAAGUUACUACAUAUCUCGACACUGAGAGCCCAUCUGAGAAUAACCGAGUUGAACACAUGGGGGGAUGAGAGGAGAGGGCGUACAUGGGAGUUACAUGCCUAGGAAUAAACUAGAAGCAGCUGUGAUUUUACAGUCAUCUUACUCCCGCCAGGCUUCAUCCGGCCAGCGCAAGGCUUCCCUAGAGUGGGUGGGAGACUGUCUUCCUUUGUUGAAUCAAACACUACGACAUGGUUACAUUUCUGUACUAUUUAUUUUCAGAUGGGAUGGUGUGACAGCAGCCUCAGUUCAGCUACCUGAUUAGGGCCCCAUUCUAUUAAGGGCACACUUCCACUAAAGAGUGGUUUUUACUGCUGUUUGGUACAAUUAGGUCUUUGCUCCUAUAAGGUUCCCUUCCCUGGCCUGAGAGAGGGUUUUAUUCAUCCUGGUACAAUUAGUUAUUAUCCUAGAACAAUCAAGGAGAACCAAAGCUCUUGUGCUAGUUCCAGUACCUCUGUUGUCACCAUUUCUGAGCUACCCGUCAAAGCUGCUGUGUGUGGGGGGGAGUGAGAUUUCUGCUUUAUGGGUAUAGGAUGUGUGGGAUAAUAACCUAAACAAGGAUGCACUUUCCCUUUGCUCUGAAAUUCCAUCCCCCCACCCCCUACCUUCUGCAAGUUGUGUUGACCCACAGAGUUCAUUUCCUUUGUAUUUUUUUAAGAAAAAAAUUAAAAAUCAGCUGACUCAA